Molecule: messenger RNA, 5929 nt
Organism: Prinia subflava (tawny-flanked prinia)
Lineage: Eukaryota; Metazoa; Chordata; Aves; Passeriformes; Cisticolidae
Gene: FAM185A
Product: family with sequence similarity 185 member A
Exons: 8
Coding region: 140-1246 (368 amino acids)
Source: RefSeq, a predicted model, not a curated record
GCCGCUCCCCGCGUGCAGCCGCGCCACGUGACCGGCCGGGGGUCACGGCCGCCCGCCGGGAGCGGCCUCGUCCCAUCCUUCCGUCCCGUCCCGGGCGCUCCUGACGCGGCUGCCGGGCGCUGUCGCCCCGCCAGCAGCAAUGAGCGCGCUGUCCCCGCGCUGGGCGGCCCUGGCUGUGCGAGCGGCGGGCGGGCGGUGGGCGCCGCCCGUUCCCCGCCGCGGUCGCAGCGGCCCCGGUCCGCCCCCGCCGCGGGAGUGGGCGCUGUCGGUGAGCCCGCGGGGGCGGCUGCGGGUGCGGCUGCCGUGCCAGGUGAGCGUCCGCCCGCUGGACCCGCAGCGCUGCCCGGGCGCGGACCGGGUCCUGGUGGCCGUGAGCGGCGGCAGCCCCGGGCGGCGCGGGCGGGAGCGGGACCCGGUGCGGGUGGAGCACGACGAGGCGCUGGGGCAGGUGGCGAUCGUGGCGGACGGCGUGGACAGCAAGACCGCCGUGGACGUGCGGACGCCGGUGAAGUUCGAUUUGGAUAUCAAAACGUCAGGGACGGGCUGCGUGAAGAUUCAGAAAAUAGAAUGUGAUAACUGCAAAAUAGAAACAGAGAAGGGGACUAGUGUCUUGCAGUCAAUAAAGAGCCAUAAAAUUGAUAUACGGACAAAUGGUGGCAAAGUAAUUGGUCUUGGAACACUUUAUGGAAAUACAGAUAUUUGUGCAACAGAGAAGGGGAGUGUAAAUAUAGAGAAGCUGCAGGGGACAACCAUCAAUAUCUCUACUGAAGAUGGGCUGCUGAAAACAAAAUAUCUCUAUGCAGAAUCAGCAUCUCUCUCUUCAGAAUCUGGUGAUAUUAUGCUGGGAAGUGUUCAUGGUAAUACAAACCUUCAGACCAAAAGAGGGAGUAUCACAGUAGAUUCAUCAGAUGGAAGUCUAAAAGCCUCUACAUAUCAUGGGACAAUAGAUGUUUAUGUCAGUCAGUUAAGAAAAGUGGAUCUGAAAUCCCAAAAAGGUUCAAUUACAGUCAAGGUACCUGCCUCUCUCAAAGCCUAUUUAGAGCUGUCUGGAAGAAAAGUGGAUGUGAGCUCAGAGAUCGAGUUAAAAGAAACACAGAGUGUCUCCAAAGACGAUCAUGUAACUAUAAGUGGUCACAUGAAUCAAAGGGAUGAAAAAGACAAAUGGAUUAAGGCUGACACACAAAAUGGCAAAGUGUGUCUCAAAAGCCAAAGCUGGAUCCAGUCUGUCAAGCUGAAGAGUUCUUAAAGGUGAAAUAGACCAAAGAGAUUAAAUCAAGAAACUACAAAGGAACGUUUCUGUAAAAUUAUGAUAUUUUUUGGAUGGAUAUUCUUAAUAUAAAAGAGAAACUAUUAAAAAUGAGAGCAUUUUAACCCAAGAUUUGCCUGUGACAGUACUGACAGUACUGGUGCUAAACAGUCUGGUUUACUUUUAGUGCCUUUUAGGAAUGAGAUGAUCUUACAUAUUCAGAAUUUAUAUAACUUGAUCCACUUACCAUAUCACUUUAAAAGCUGGUAGCUUUCAAACAAAAGUUUGGAGUAGUCAUUUAAAAAAAAAAAAAAAAAAAAAAAUAAAAAACAUUUUCAACAUUUCCAAGGUGGCAUGCUUUACAAGCUCUGUUAUAGUUUUAAAUUAAAUGUCUCAAAACUGUGGGAAUUCUGCUGGUUUAUGCAAAAUGCAGAGAAUUUUCUUCAACCAAAUUGUAUCAUGGACAGGAAAAAAUCACUUUCAGUGUAGUUCUUAUGUGGUCUCAUUUGGUGUUUGAACCCUGAGCAGUUUCUGCCUGGCCAAUGGGUACUCUGUGUAAAAAUCCUUCUGUGAAAUGGCAGGACUUGCUCUGUGUCAUCCUGAACCUCUGGUUUGUGGAUAGAAAUAAGAGCUCCAGCUGUGUCUACCACUGUUCAUCUGCAAAGAAAAGCUUUUAAAAUAAAUAAAAGUGCAAGGGAUCUGGUGAUUUCAAGGAGGAGCACUCCUCCAGCUGGACUUUGGGGUGAGUCCACAUGAACAUUCCCCUGGAGAAAAAGCUGCCCCAGUAACUGAGAACUGGAAUCUCUUGGUUUGCUGCUUGUGCAGUGACUUUGAGCCCUGUCCUGCACAGCUGAGCCAGCUCUGGGGCCAGGAAGGCAGAGCAGGGAGAUGAGGGGAGCAGGUGGGCUCUGCACAAGGGCAGGAUUCUGUGUUCCUCUAAUAUAAGCACACAGUAAAGUAAAUGGAGCUUUUAAAAGCCUUUCCAUCCCUCUCUGUGGCACCUUAUAAAAGCAGUAGUGAAUUUGGUGUUUUAAGCUGAAAUGUAAGAAUCCCUGCCAGCUGAGAGAUGGUGAGGAGCAACAGAGAAUUCAGACUGUCAGCUCAGGCUUUAAGUUUUGUAUAUAUGUGUAUUUACUUUAGUUUAUACUGGUACAUUAUGAAAUUAACUUCUCCUUUGCCACAGGAUUCCCCAGGAGCUAUAAUUGCCCCUGGCUAAUGGAUUUCAAGAGUCAAGGACAGCAUAUCUACUCUAAUUCAGGGUGGUUAAAAACUCCACUUCCUGUUGACUGUUGUAUGUAUUGUUUGUUGGGAUGAGGUGGGUGCUGAUGCAUAUGACAAUUUCUAUGUAUUUUUAAUAUAAAUACUGAUAUAUAAAACACUUCUAAUAGUAUUACUAAAGGCAUUACAAUAUUAUUAGAUGUGAAGUAUUAUUAUAUUUUUUAAACUUACAAAAUCAAUAAAUUAUAAUGGUUUUGGAUACCUAGAAAAAUAUUUGAAAUGAAUGUUUUCUGUGCCCUACUGCAGCCAAAGUGAAAAAAGCACCUCAAAAUUCACACCAUGGAAAGGUAAAAGCAGUCUAGCAGGUACUUCACAAGAUCAAAUGCAUUUAAUGGUCCCAUUAUUCACCUGAAAUACAAAGCCUGUCAGCCUCUGAGAUUAAGCUUGUAUUUUUUGGGACUGCUGCAUCAGCAGUUUAAGGGAGAACUUAGUAAGAAAACAUAUUAUUUGUUCAAAAGAGCAAAUAUUCAAAAGAAAGCAAACUCAGACUUUGAAUUCAUUAAUUCUCUAAAUCUAGCAGGAAUUAAACAUCAGGAUUGUUAGUUACUUGCUUAAAGAAGUAUAAAUCAGCCAGCAGAAAAAUUGAGCUACCACUAAAGCUACUGAUUAUAUUCAUUCCAAGCUAAUACAUGUUGAGACCAGCUAGAAUGUUAAUAUAAAGGUCAAGAAUGAGUUCAAGGAGGACAAAUCCUUGGGAGUUUCCCCAAAGGCAUUGAACAAUCUCUUGUUCUGCUAUAAUGAGAUGAAACUGUAUUUUUCUCUAGACAAGGGAAGAUGAGUAGCUUGUCAGCAAUUAGAAUUUGAAUGGUGAAUCCCUUGUGUGCUCAUGUAUCUUUUUUGUCCAUUUGAUGAGAAGACAUUCUUGUUACUGGAGCAGAUUUAUACUUUUUUCAUCUGUGCUCCUUUUAAUUUGGUUCUCCUUCCAUCACAGCUGCCAGCCAGCCCACAGUUCAGACCUGCAGACACGAACAUCAGCUUGUUUAGAGAGCUGGACUCAGCCCAAGAGCUUUUAUGAGAAUGAGGGCUCUGGGUGCACAAGUGACUGCUGAGAAGUGGAGAACUGUGCUUAAAUGUAUGGGUGUAGUUGUGUAUUAAAGAAUCUGCAGUCACUACCUACUCACUGCUCUCAAUUCCUCCAGAGGGCUGUUGAUGAGUAGCAGCCACAUCAAAUGUGAAGCUCUCUGGGGAGUCAGAGUGUUUAUGUCCUGGAGAGGACCUUCCUGGCAAACAGGAACCUCAAACACAUGCAAAUUUAUUCAUUGCUUGCUCUGCACGGGACUACAAAAACUUUCAUUACUGAAAGAUGUAGACGGCUUGAAUCAACAUCUGAGUUAGCAGUGCUGUCUGAGUGCAGCUGUCUUGCUUGAAGGCAUUCAUACUCCUGUGAGAAAGAUUUGCUAUGCUUCCUUACUAAUGCAACAAAUGGCCUUUUAUUAAAGUGUGAUUAGUUUUAAGAAAAAAUAACACAGUGGUCUUUUCAUGCUCUGGAGAAAAAACCUUGAACUGUAGAGAUGUUGCACAAUUUUAUCAUUUUUCAUUUUGAAGAAUUUGUUUUUUCAGGCUCUGAUCUGUGUUUUUUGGUGAAGGUGGUUAUGUUACCAUCCCAGGCAUAUCCAAGCCUGGAAGGAGGGUCAGCAUCAUUAUGUUCCUGUUUCUCCAGUUCAGCUGUGUAUUUCAAGACAACUUGUCUGCAACAAGAGUUUAAAAAUAAUAAUGACAAAAUAAAAAUUUUCAGAGGCUGUUUAUGCAAAGAACACUAAAAGCAGUUUAAUGAAGGAAAGGUCCUUAUUUUAACUAAAGAUACCAAUAUAAUAAGGGUGUUGUGGAAAGUAAACCAGAAGAUAAUUGGUUACAUCACAGAGUCACAGAAUGAAUUAGGUCUGGAAAAUACUUCAGGCUGAUGUUGCUAGACCAGGUAAGUCAUGGCUUUGCCAGAUGAGUUCUGAAUAUCUUUAGGUAUGAAGGUUGCACAGUCUAUGGGCUCUUCUUCAAGAGUUUCACCAGCUUCCUGGUUAAAAAAUAAAAGUUUCCUUGUGAGCAGAAUGUAAUCAGAAUUUUACAUAUGCCACUUGUCCUAUCAGUGCACCUUUGGCCAUGGUCUGGCUCUGUCUUCUGAGUGCUCUGAUGAGCGUUAGGGACAGCAGUAAGGUCUCCUCCAUCUCGAGCUUUCUCCUGGGACUUACCAAAGCAGUUCUCUGAAGGUUCUUCACACCUCACAUGCUCCAGCACUUCAAUGAUCUUGGUGGGCUUCAUCCACACUUGCUCUAGUGUGUCAGCAUUUGCCUGAACACAGACCUGAGUAGGUGUUUCCACUGGAAUAAUAACAUUGUCUUUGGAAGAAAAUAUAAAAGCAAACAAGUUAAAUAAGCCAGCUACAUCCAAAGGUAUUGCAGCAUCUCCAGGGUGUUUUCUCAUAGCUCUGUAGGAAGGCUAUAGUGACUGUGCAAGUCCCUCUUGCUGUUUUUCUGUUCUAACCAGUGUCUUUCACACCUCCAAGUAUUUUUACCCUUUCCUCAUUCACCUUUUGUUUGCUUUUUGCCCAGCCUCUCUACUGUAGUUAUCUUCUGUCACCCACCUUUUUUAAUGUGUAUUUUUUUUAGAAAUGGAAUUGGGUACACAAUGGGCAGUGCUACUGGCACUGACCCUGGACCUGCCCCACACUGCAGCUUCUGUGACAGCUGGACCAGAAGAGAGAGUUGUCUGUGAUGCCCAAACCCACCCAUGACCCCUCAGAUCUCCCUCAACAUUUUGUGUCCAUCGCCCUUUUGCAGCAUUAGAGCACAAAGCUAAUAAAACUAGAUCAAAAUUUGGCAAGAUCAGGCCUCCUGAGUGAAAAAAGAAGAAGAGCAACUCUCCCUUCUUUUUCGGCAGGGUCAAUCCAGCAAUUUUGUUACCUUCUCAAGUUGAAGAAACUGAACCCACCACCUCCAUUCUUGUGAAUAAUGUCUCUUUCUUUCCAUGCCUGUGUGAGCUGGCUGCCAGCCCAGUCCUGCUGAGCAGAGCCCCUGUGCUGAGCAGGCUGCAGUGCCUGGGGAAGAGCCAGCUCUGAUCUCCCCUCCUCCCCAGCAGCUUCACCCUGAUCUGGUGUGUCACAGCCACAGCGAGGCACUCUGCUUCCCUGCUGGCCAACUCCUAAGCUCUGGAAAAAUAUCAUAUGCAGCAAGCAGACAAUGCUAGAAAAAAUCCACAUUGAAGGGCUUGGUUAUGUGCCAGCAAUGGUGCUGCAGUGUUUUUUGUGUUGUUUCCCAAAGUGGAAAUGCUGGAGAUGGUUACGAGAGGCAGAUGUGCCCAGCUGUAAUGUUUGCACCACUACAGCAGGAAAGGGGAAGUGGGCAGCAGUGGAAAAGGCACAGAAUUAGUGAAUCAAGAAGGGCUUGUUUUCAACCACUGCAGGAUAUUUUUUUU